This is a messenger RNA of Trichomycterus rosablanca, 1374 nucleotides long. It is a transcript of the gene xkr8.3, whose product is annotated as XK related 8, tandem duplicate 3. Gene Ontology annotation, biological process: apoptotic process involved in development; engulfment of apoptotic cell; phosphatidylserine exposure on apoptotic cell surface. Gene Ontology annotation, cellular component: plasma membrane. The coding region runs from base 1 to 1374 and encodes 457 amino acids. The transcript has 4 exons. NCBI's taxonomy places the organism in Eukaryota, Metazoa, Chordata, Actinopteri, Siluriformes, Trichomycteridae. The record is from RefSeq and is a predicted model, not a curated record.
AUGCGAGAGAGGACCCGUUGCUGUAGAGCUGAACUUGUGCGAGAUAAAUGGGAAGUUGAGAGGAAGUGUGCUGGUUUCAAUGGUUCUGAAGUAGCGGAUGGAUGGAGAUACUGGAAGCUCCUCGACAUGUUUCCUAAAUAUUCUUUUCUGGACUUGGUGUUCUCAGUGAUCGGACUCUGCACCUACGUGCUGGACGUGGGGUCGGACCUGUUCGUGGCUCUGGAGUUCUACACACACGGAGAUGUGUUCUGGUCCGGAUUGGUGAUUGGGUUUAUGUUGGGCUCAUCUGGAAUAGUCCAGAUGUUCAGCUGGUUCUGGUACAAAUACGACCUGCAGCUGCAGAGCUUCCAGAGCUCACACAAGAACAUCAUACUGUUUGGGAAUGUGAGGCAUUACAGGCUUAUAUGUUUCCUCCACCUGUGUCAUCUCGGAUUCUUACUUAGGCUCGUCUCGGCCGUCCGGCAGGGCUUCUGCGUGUGGUGGAGAGGAGAGAGCGGCUCGGAGUUCGCCGUGUACUGGACGCAUGACCUGAGCAUGCUGCGCCUGAUCGAGACCUUCUGCGAGAGCGCGCCGCAGCUCGUCCUCAUGAUCUACAUCAUCAUCCACAACGACCACGCCCGAUUCAUCCAGUACGUGAGCGCCGCUGCUUCGACGACUUCUUUAGCGUGGAUGGUGGUGGACUACCAUCGCUCCCUGCGCUCCUUCCUCCCCGAGAAGAGCAAACAGACCUGGCUGUCGUCUCUGGUCUACUUCCUGUGGAACCUGCUCCUGAUCGGCCCCCGCGUGGCGUGUUUGUCCCUGUUCGCCUCCGUCCGGCCCUACUACGUCGCCGCUCACUUCCUGCUAUCCUGGCCGGCGCUGGGACUCUGGGCCUGCCUGCAGGGCACCGAAUUCAUGGACAGCAGAGCGGGCGAGGCCCUGUACCGCGCCACCGUCGGCCUCAUCUGGUACUUCAGCUGGUUCAACGUGGCCGAGGGGAGGACCAGGGGGAGGAGCUUGAUCUACCACGCCUUCAUUCUGACCGACUGCGGCAUCCUGCUCUUCACCUGGUGGUGGUGGUUCAGAGACCCCGAACCGGCCGCUUACGGCCUCUACGCCCUCGUGUUCGUCCCUCUGUCCUACACGCUGGGGCUGUUCGUGAAGCUGCUGUAUUACGAGUUCUUCCACCCUAAACUGAGGGGGUCAGCAGAGCCGGGCGUGGCUCUGUACGACCAGCCCGACGGACCGGUCGCUCACUGCGCUGGUGAUAAACCCCAGUCUGUUAAACCGGGCCUCGUGAACAAGAGGAUGGCUCAACACGCCGCUAACUUCUCUGUGGUCAGUAAGCGCCCGAGCGCUCAGGCGAACGGACGGCGGGAGGACAGAGGCGCCUGA